ACCAGGCCAUUCUUCCACAAGCUUAUCGAAGAGACUCAGUCCUAAGAACGAACACCAAAUCCGCCAGCAUGUCGCACAAGAUGGUCGCCGCUUCCUUGAUCUUCUUGGUCGUCUUGAUAAUGCGUGUGACUGCUUCCCCAGCAAUCUCUCCCAGUGUUAAUACGAUCAUCAAACGGUCUUACCCAGACGCCAAACCGCUCAAGUAUGUCAAGAGAAGCCCCACCGCGAAUGGGAAACCAUUUUAA
This is a messenger RNA of Puccinia graminis f. sp. tritici CRL 75-36-700-3, 245 nucleotides long. RefSeq lists its product as uncharacterized. NCBI's taxonomy places the organism in Eukaryota, Fungi, Basidiomycota, Pucciniomycetes, Pucciniales, Pucciniaceae. The record is from RefSeq and is a predicted model, not a curated record. The transcript has 2 exons. Bases 69 to 245 code for a protein of 58 amino acids.